AUGGCAGAUAUAGUGUAUUGUGAUACGGGCAGAGUGCGCAGCGAGUUGAACAUUGCUGGAGACUUUAACGGGUGGACCGUGGAGCCGAUGGUGAGGCGUGAGGGCGAAGGCGAGGGCGACGGUCCCUGGGUGUACCACCUGUCACGGGAGCAAUGGGAUGCAAGUGCAGACAAGAAGUUCCAGUUCAAGUUCGUGGACACUUCAGGGAACUGGUUCACACUGGACGAUUUCCCCGUGGAGGCUGACGAGCACAACAACGUCAACAACGUGGUCGUUUUGGAGAUUGCAGAAGAGACUGGAGAAGAGACGGGGGAGGAGCUGGGAGAAGAGACUGGAGAAGAGGCCACAGAGACCGUCGACGACGGUCCCGAAGCCCCGACCCCGUCGCUAAAGAACGUGGAUAUAUCUCGCGAUGAGACCCCCGAGCAACCCGAGGAACACCCUUCGGUGCAACAAUCACAGGACGAUUCAAAACAACAGGACAACACCACGACUACUAGUACGACCACGGACGCUGCUGAAGACGUGGACGCCGCUGCCAAUUUGAGCACACGGGACGACGCAGCAGACACUACAGUGUACCAGGACAGUCACUCAAUGGCCGAACUGGAUGACCCACUUGAAGAAACUUGCCCUGACGAAACUCGCCCUGACGAAACUCGCCCUGACGAGACUCAACCGGACGAGUCCCGCGCUGUGACGGCCCCCCAGGGCCCCUUCCACAAACUGUUUGUCGUACUGUGCUCAUGGGUUCACUGGCUACUGCAUAGCGGAUGA
Messenger RNA from Huiozyma naganishii CBS 8797, 777 nucleotides. RefSeq names its product Uip4p (gene UIP4). The coding region runs from base 1 to 777 and encodes 258 amino acids. The transcript has a single exon. The record is from RefSeq and is a predicted model, not a curated record. NCBI's taxonomy places the organism in Eukaryota, Fungi, Ascomycota, Saccharomycetes, Saccharomycetales, Saccharomycetaceae.